AUGGAUUACGAUUAACUAAACUCAUAUGGAGGUGAUGUUCAAGAAGAACCAUCAGUUAAUCCAGACGGAUUCUUUAAUGACUUAACUAGUCAAAAUGCAUGUUCAGUUAGAGUAGCAGUAAGGGUUAGGCCUUUAGUCGGUAGAGAACUCUAUGAAGGUGGGCAAAGAACUUGUGUUGACGCAGAUGAAACCUAAGGCAAACUGCAGAUAGGGGAAAAGAACUUUUAGUUCGACAGAGUCUUUUCGUCAGCUUGUCCUUAAAAUGAUUUGUUUGAAGUAUGCGGAAGAAAUUUAGUCUUAGGGUGCUUCGCUGGGUAUAACGCUACUAUUCUUGCCUACGGUUAAACAGGUAGUGGUAAAACUCACACAAUGGGAACUGGUAGUACUUCUGGACUUUCCGAAGAUCAAGUAGGUAUAGUUCCUAGGGUUUUCAAGUUUAUAUUUGAAGAGCUAGAUAGAAGAAAAAAGCUAUCAUCAUUUUCAGAAUUUACAAUAAAAGUUUCGUUUUUGGAACUUUACAAUGAAGAGUUACAUGAUCUCCUAGAUCCUGUUAUGCACGGAAACACAGCUUCUAAAUCAACAAAAGAAUUACUAAUCAAAGAAAAAAAUGGAAAUAUUUAUGUCUAGGGCUUGAAAGAGGACCCUGUAUCUAGUAAAGAGGAAUGUACUAUGUUGCUGAACAAAGGUAUAUCUCAUAGAACAACUAGUGCUACCUUAAUGAACGAGGGGUCUUCAAGAUCGCAUGCUAUUUUUACAAUAGCCAUAGAAUAAAGAAUAGUAAAAGAAUUUGAAAUUCCAACUGACGUUGAUGGAAUAGUUAAAGAGGAAGCACCAGCUGCUGGAUAAUAAGAAGAGCUAAUUUCAGCUAAAUUUCAUUUCGUUGAUUUGGCAGGUUCCGAGAGAAUCAAAAGAACUGGAGCAACAGGACAAUUACUAAAAGAGGGCAUCUCAAUUAAUAAGGGUUUAUUAUGUCUUGGUAAUGUCAUCGCUGCACUUACUGAGGAUUCCAGAAAAUAGACUCAUAUUCCUUAUAGGGAUUCUAAGCUCACCAGAAUUCUUCAGGACUCUCUUGGAGGUAAUUCUAGGACUACAAUGAUUGCUUGUGUAUCUCCAGCAGAGACUAAUUAUGAAGAGACUUUAAAUUCUAUUAAGUAUGCUAGUAGAGCUAGAAAUAUCAAGAAUAAACCAGUUGUUAAUAGAGAUCCAAACUCAAUGCUAAUCGAUUCUCUAAGAUAAUAAAUUAGCAAUCUUUAAGGAGAGGUCAAGGAUGAGAGGCAAACUCCAACCAAGAUUAUUAAUCAUGCUGAAUAAAGCUAAGUAUCUGGUUCGAUCAAUCAUCAGGAGAUAAGAGAACUUAAAAUAAACUUAUCGAGAAAGGAAAAAGAACUGAAAGAACUUAAAGAAUAACUUGCAGAUGCUUUAAACAAAAGUAGCUUAAAAGAUUAGUAGAUUGCUUAGCUUACCUAAGAAAGAGAUAAUCUAAGAAUUGAUAAUGAACUUCUCAAUAUGUGUGUUAAAGAAAAUGGUUUAGAAGUUUCUGGAAUGAAUAAUACAUAGUAAAGUGUGAGCAUCAUUGAUGAGUAUAAGACUAUGCUAGCUUAACUUUAGAGAGAUUUAGAUAGAAAGGAUAAAGAAUUGUAAGAGUAGAAUAACAAAGUAGCGAAGCUGCUCUUGCAAACAUAGAAUGACUAAGAGAUAAUGAAAAAGCAUUUAGAAGAAAAUCAAAGACUAAAGAGACAAAUUAAGAGAAAUGACGAUUCCGGCAUGAAUACUGGAAAUUCACCCAAUAGAAACGUCUCUCACCAAAAUACUGGCAAAUUUAAGAUGAAUGUAUAGCAUACUAAAACUGAAACAGAAAAUGAUUUAAAGAAGCAAGUAUCAUAAAAGAAUGAUUUAUCUAUUCCAUCUGAUCUUAAUGACAAGUUUAUUAACAACUUGGCAAAUUGUGUGCAAAACAUUUUCCAGACUGCCGAUGAUGAUUCAAAGAAAAACUAAGAAGAAGAGCAAUUAAAUCUGGGAUCUAAUGAAGGUGCAGUUGUUAAUUAGGAUGCACUGAAUGAAGAGAAAUAAGCACAAGCAUAGUAGAUCUAAGAAUAAGAAAAAAUUCUUGAUGCUAUUAAGAGUCAUGCUAAGUAGAUGUAGGACGAAUUGGUUGAAUUAAUGAAAAAUGAAUAUGAAAAGAAGAUUCAGGACAUUGAAAAAGAGAAGUUGAGAGUUGAUAAUGAAAGAUAGGAUAACUUGAAAAAGGUGUCACAAAGUGAUGCCAAAUAAGCCUAGGUUAUUGAUUAACAAUAUAAGCAGAAGAUGGAAGAUCUGAAUAAAUAGUUGGCUUCAUUCAAGGAUAAGGAGAAGAAGCAGGAUCAAGUCUCAAAAUAAGUUAAUGCUCAAAUGUAAAAGAUUAGAACACUUGAAGAGGAUCUUAAAAAGAUGAAGACAAAGGAAGAAGAUUUGGAAAAGCAAAGGAAAAAUGAAUCUCAGAAGUAUAAUCUUCAAAAGUAAAAUUUAUCAAAAGAGUUAGUAUAAGCAAAGAAGAUUGCAAAUGAAAAAGAAAAGGCAAUGUAAAAGCUUAAGCUUGACUUAAAGAAAGUUGACUAACAAGCUCAAAAGAAGAUAAGUGAGCUUAAGGGAUUCCAGAAGAAGGUAAUGGAGGAAAGAUUGAAAAGAGAAUAGGAAAGAAAAGAGGAAUUAGAGAGCAAAGGAAUAGAUAUUGAUAGAAUAAAGAACUGGAUUACAGAAAAUACUAAUAAAAUGCUGGAGCACAAGGAAAUUACUGAUUAACUAGAACAACAAUUAAGUAAGAAAGAACAAAUUGAAGAAGAGAUGCUAAUUGAAGGAGAGAAAUUAACCAAUCUUAUGAUUGAAAAAGACAGAAUGGAAUACGAAAUACAAUAACUUUAAUUAGAAGAUGAACCUGAUGAAGGCCGUAUUCUUGAAUUAGAAGAAGAACAUUAUCAAAAAUCUUAUGAGAUUGAUCAACUUACUGAGAGACUUGAUUCAUAAGAUGAGACCCUUAACUUUGUAAACAACAAAAUAAAUGGACUCACUGAAGAAGCAUCUGCAAUCGACGUUGAUAACAUUGAGCCAAUAAAAUUCAGUGGACUACAAUCGGUUGAGGCAGCCAAAGUUACUCUUCAAACUUUCUUCAGUGUUCUACUUAAUCUAAAUAUCUAUAAUAGAGAUUUAGAAAUGAAGUGCAUUGAGUCUGAUGAAGCUAUUCUUGGCUUAAAUGAAAAGAUUGGCUUGUUGUAAGCAAGACUAACAGAGUUGGCACAAAAUACAGGCCAAAAACUAGAUCAAGGAAUGGAUAAUGGUCAAAACAAUAGAAUUUAAAACCAAAAUAAGGACAAGGCAAUUAAAAAUAUUGUUGAGACUCUUGAUGGAUUUGUUGAUUACUAAGAUGUUAAGAAUCUUAAUCUGACACCAAACGAAUAGAAUUCCCUUACUAAGCUUUCUCUUAGUAAAAUUGUUAGCAAUCUAAAGUCUAAGUUAAGAGAAGAGGAGAAUAAAAAUCAGAAUUUGAGUCAUAAAUUGGAGUAAGCAUUGAGUGAUAAAGAGUAGCUUAAAUUAAAGUUUGACAACCUUAAGAAGAAGACUAAGGAUGAAAAGAUUCUCAAGUAGCCACUUAACAUGAGAGGAGAUUAACAAGACAAGGCAUAAGAUAAAGAUAAAGAGAGAGAAAAAGAAAAGGAAAAAGAAAAGGAAAAGGAAAGAGAAAACAAAUUCUCAAGUCUUGCCUAAGCCAGGGAAAGAAGAAAGCAAGUUUUGAACCCCAAUAAUUAGUCGACAUCAACUGUCCAAACAGCUGAAACAAAUGACACUGGCUUAGAUAUCAUAACUAUACCUAAAUCUAGCGGAGGAACAUCCAACCUGCACUUAAAGUAUAAGGCUAAGAUUCAGCAGCAAAGACCAUCCUCACAGAUGGACAUAGAUGCUUCAAUGAUCAAGCAGCCGGCUGGAAGAAAUCAGGGAUUAAAUGGGUAAGGAUCAAUGAAUAUGAGCAGAGGAGGUUAAUCUAGAAAAUUCGGAAACUCAGUAGUAGAACCCUCAGAGUCAGACAAGGACUAAAUUGUGAAUACUGAGAAAAAGCAUCCAGCAUUCUUAAAGAAAUCGCCCAAGAAAAUGGAGUCUGGACGUCUUCAAGGUUAGCAGUAGCCAGAUCCUUAUUUCAUAAGAAAGUAACUUGUCCCAAUUAAUGAGUACAAGCCUCCAUCUCAAAAGCAGUAGCCAUAGUAAUAACCUCCAGUAAAGAUUCCUAACUUCAAGGAUAGAAGAAACCAAAGAAAAAUGGAAAACACUGAUGAUGGUGAUAAAAUUGAGCCAGAUAAGGUUCUUGAGAUUGAUAUCAUCAAGGAGCAGACUUCCUAGAUAACUUCUGGCCAAGCUCAUAAAGAAAGAAGACAAUCGAGAAUGAGAGCAUUUUCCAAGAGAGGAUUCAGCAGCAACAAGACAAAAAUGCAAUCAAGCCUGCAUCAGUAAUAUCAGAUUGCAAACAUUAAUUAGCAAGCAUUCAAUGAUCCUUAUGGAAAUUAAUUAGGAAACUUAAGAGAUGUAGAUAUCAUGAUAAAAUCCCCAAGAAUAGAGGGAGAUAACUAAAGACCUACAAUGGAUUUGGAAUAUGGCUCAGAGUACUCAAAUUAAAUAGAUUAAAUAAUGACGCCAAGUAGAGAUAUGAGAAAUAAAUGGAGUUAUGAAGAAUUAGCUCAGAUAGAAUUCUAGGGCCAAAGACUUAUCGGUUGUGACUACGCAGAUGAAAAAAUCAUAAUGGUAUUUGAAGACUUCUCAAUCAGAGAAAUAAGAUUAGAUACAUCUGAAGAAAUUUCAAAUUUCAAUGUAUUCUUCCACAACUAAAUAAAUCAUACUGGAGAGUUAGUAGUCGAUUUUUCUCUUGAUAGAGACCUAAACGCGAUUGCUAUUACUAGUGAUAGAACUGUAUAUGUCUUUGAUUAUCAAGAAGGGUUCAAAAUGAUUACAAGAAUUGAGGUUGAGAAUAUUCAACAAGUACUCUUCUGUUAGCUGAAUGUAGUUGUCCUUGUAAAGAUGGGAGAAGUAUCUUAUGUCGUAUCUUAUCAAAUUGGAGAUGAUGAACCAAUAGAACAAGCCUCUUUUGAGAUUUAAACUGCUGGCUAUCCAGCAAUACUUAAGACAGAUAAUAUGAAUAUCUUCUUUUCAACUGGCAUUACAGUAGGUAGGCUUGAGAUGCCAGAAUUGACUCCUACAUUUGCAAUUGAAACUGAACAUUCAGAUGUUAUUAUUAACUUUAGCGUUUCUCAGUUUGCAAUAGUCACUACAUCAAGAGAUUCUAGUUUAAGAUGCUAUUCAAUUGAAACAGGUGAGUCGACUUAGGAGGCUAUGAAUGAUAUGGACUGCGAUUAUCUUGAAACAGACAGUGACUUUAUUUUGACAAGAUGUGGUAUGGGUUAGGCCUUCCUUAUUUGGAAAUAUUCUCCAUUCAAGACAGAAUUAGAGUUGAUUGAUGAAAUUCCCAUCGAAUAAUUAGACUAUGAAGUAUUAGAUUUCAAGAUGAGAGGAAAGAUAGUAGCAAAAUUCAACAAAAUUAGAUACAACUUAAUACUAUUAGUCACUAGUGUUUCAGAAGGAUUCUUAAUAAAUACUCUCAAGCACAAGCCUUUAUCAGAAUAUUGA
Messenger RNA from Stylonychia lemnae, 5643 nucleotides. NCBI's taxonomy places the organism in Eukaryota, Ciliophora, Spirotrichea, Sporadotrichida, Oxytrichidae. The record is from the annotation of a GenBank genome assembly.